CCCCAGCAAAUGAAUUGCGCCACGAUAAAGUUUUCAAGACUCCACAUACACGGCCUUUAAACAUAUCUUUAUCCCACAUAUUCGUCGUCGUGUAGCUAGAUCCUGAUAUACCUCCGGGCCCCCCGCGGAUGUCCUCCCAAAACCACUGUCGUUCCCGCGGAAGCUACCAAUCAGUACCAUUGUACACACGUUCACCCUAGGAUCGCCUCUCCUUCCGCCGUCUACAAUUGACAUAUUCAAGACACACGACUCGCGCAUCUGAUAGUCAUGACGGACAUCAACCCCGAAUACGCUAACACCAAGCGACCGCUCAAACUAACCGGCGCAUGCUACUGUCGCCACCUCACAUACCUCCUGAAGCUAGAAGACAGAAAAAAUGCCAAAACUACGCUUUGCCAUUGUGCAAAUUGCAAGAAGGCGUUUGGUGGCGCGUUCGGGCUGACGACGAAAGUACCCAUCCAGGCGUUUCGGUAUGAUGCUGGCAGUGGGAAACCUACGAUACAUGCCGCAGAUAACGGAAUGGGUUCGACAGUCUAUCGGGAGUUUUGCAGCAAGUGCGGGAGUUAUAUUUGCGAGUAUGGUGAACAGGGAAAAGAUACCUUUCGCUCUAUCGUUUUUGGCUCGCUGGACGAGCCGUCUGCGCUGCCGCCCAAGGGAGAGUGGUUCUGUUCUCAGCGCGAGGAUUGGAUGCCAGUAAUCCCAGGUAAGCUGGCUCAAUUCCGUAAGCAGUGAAUUGUACGUUCGUUUGGCGUUGUUUAAUGGGGGUUGAGAGGUGUUAUGAUACCCGGGAGGAGUUAGGUUAGGGGCUGAAAUGUUACUUCUCGAGUCUU
This is a messenger RNA of Paraphaeosphaeria sporulosa, 830 nucleotides long. RefSeq lists its product as uncharacterized. NCBI's taxonomy places the organism in Eukaryota, Fungi, Ascomycota, Dothideomycetes, Pleosporales, Didymosphaeriaceae. The record is from RefSeq and is a predicted model, not a curated record. The transcript has 3 exons. The coding region runs from base 268 to 732 and encodes 154 amino acids. Gene Ontology annotation, molecular function: carbon-sulfur lyase activity.